AUGAGUGUCCAAAGUAACAGUGGAAGUGGUGGUGGAAGUUUGGAGGCGACGCCAUCUUGGUCGCAGCUCUCCUCCUCCCCUACGAUUUCUCAACAACACAUAACGGCGACUGCGAAGCUUAAGGAAGGCCCCAUGGAGGAGCUGCACAGCUUGGACCCCCGGAGACAGGAGCUUCUAGAGGCCAGGUUCACGGGGGCUGUCAGUGGCAACACAGGAGGCAGCACUGGCAGUAUGAGUGGAGGUACCAAGGGUCUCGCCAAUGAGUCUUCCAACCACAGCUACGGAAGUCUUGGCUCAUCCAGCGACAAGGAGUCUGAGAACUCUGAUAUGAAAAGAGGGAGCUCCCCUGCCUACUCAACCCCUGAGAAGAAGCAUUCCGAAUCAUCCAGGGGGAGGAAAAGGAAAGCUGACACCUAUUCAGAGAGCAGUCAAGGGAAAUCCACGACACGUGGUCCCAAGAUCAGCGACUAUUUCGAUUUCCAGGGUGGAAAUGGUUCCAGCCCAGUUAGAGGGCUGCCAUCAGCCCGGCGCUCUCCCCAGAGCUCACACUCAGCGCCUGGCUCAAUUGUCCGGCAGAACAGCUCCUCACCUACUAGUUUGUGUUUUGGGGAACACAAUCCGAAAUCCAGUAAAUUUGUCCAGACGGAAUUAACGGGACUGAAACUUGCUGCUCUUGAGAGCAACAAGAGUCUUGACCUAGAGAAGAAAGAGGGACGAAUCGAUGAUCUGCUCAGGGCUAACUGUGACCUGCGGAGGCAGAUCGAUGAACAGCAAAAACUCCUGGAGAAAUACAAGGAGAGGCUUAACAAGUGUAUCACAAUGAGCAAGAAACUUCUCAUUGAAAAGAGCACCCAGGAGAAGCAGUCCUGCCGUGAGAAGAGCAUGCAGGACCGCCUCCGUCUGGGCCACUUCACAACGGUGAGACACGGAGCAUCCUACACAGAGCAGUGGACUGAUGGAUAUGCGUUCCAAAACCUGAUCAAGCAACAAGAAGGCAUCAACCAACAGAGAGAAGAUAUAGAGCGACAGCGAAAGCUGCUUGCCAAGAGGAAGCCUCCAAAUCCAGCGUCGCCUUCCCUUUCUGUGGCCUCAACCUCUGAACCCAAACAGAGGAAAACCAAGGUGGUCAACGGCAACGAUUCAGACCCAUUCCUCAAGCCAUCUCUGCCCCAGCUGCUAACCCUGGCUGAGUACCAUGAGCAGGAAGAGAUAUUCAAGCUUCGCCUCGGUCACCUGAAGAAGGAGGAGGCAGAAAUUCAAGCGGAACUGGAACGUUUGGAGCGUGUGAGGAACCUCCAUAUCAGAGAGCUGAAGAGGAUAAACAAUGAGGACAGCUCAGCGUUUAAAGACCAUCCCACUCUGAACGAAAGGUACCUAUUGCUACACUUGCUUGGCAGGGGCGGUUUCAGUGAAGUCUACAAGGCUUUUGACUUGUUUGAGCAGCGCUAUGCAGCUGUCAAAAUCCACCAGCUCAACAAGAACUGGAGGGAGGAGAAAAAGGAGAACUAUCACAAGCAUGCCUGCAGAGAGUACCGGAUACACAAACAGCUAGACCAUCCCCGAAUAGUCAAACUGUAUGACUAUUUCUCCCUAGAUACUGACACGUUCUGUACUGUUCUGGAGUUCUGCGAAGGAAAUGACCUGGACUUCUACCUGAAGCAAAAUAAACUGAUGUCAGAGAAGGAGGCCCGAUCUAUCGUCAUGCAGAUUGUCAGCGCCCUGCGCUACCUCAAUGAAAUUAAACCCCCCAUUAUUCACUAUGAUCUCAAGCCUGGUAACAUAUUAUUAGUGGAUGGAACUGCGUGCGGCGAAAUCAAAAUCACUGACUUUGGCCUGUCAAAGAUCAUGGAUGAUGAUAAUUACGGUGUGGAUGGAAUGGACUUGACAUCCCAGGGAGCUGGCACUUACUGGUAUCUCCCUCCGGAGUGUUUUGUCGUGGGGAAGGAGCCACCAAAAAUUUCCAACAAGGUAGAUGUUUGGUCAGUGGGAGUUAUCUUCUUCCAGUGCCUCUACGGGCGUAAGCCAUUUGGUCACAACCAGUCUCAGCAGGAUAUCCUUCAGGAAAAUACCAUCCUCAAGGCCACUGAAGUCCAGUUCCCUGCUAAACCGCAGGCCAGCACGGAGGCCAAAGCAUUUAUCCGUCGCUGCCUGGCCUACCGCAAGGAGGACAGGUUCGACGUGCACCAGCUGUGCUCCGAUUCCUACCUUCUCCCUCACAUGAGACGCUCCAACUCCUCCAGCUCGCUACAGCCCACCACCCCCUCAUCGCUCGCCACCUACUGA
Molecule: messenger RNA, 2283 nt
Organism: Nerophis lumbriciformis (worm pipefish)
Lineage: Eukaryota; Metazoa; Chordata; Actinopteri; Syngnathiformes; Syngnathidae
Source: RefSeq, a predicted model, not a curated record